UUAUUUUUUUUGGAAAAAAAAGGGACAAGUAUUUUAUUUUAUUUAUCCCCUGGGUGGCUCCGCCCGUUGGCUUUUUGUCCCUAUAUCAAGCAUUCAUCGAGCAAAGGCCACAAGGGAACACAGAGGGUGAAAGAAAGAGAGCAAUGGAAAGAAUACGGCAUAAGAUGGUGAAUGUCAAUGGUAUAUCGAUGCAUGUAGCUGAAAAAGGAGAAGGGCCGGUUAUCCUCUUCCUUCAUGGCUUCCCGGAACUAUGGUACACUUGGAGGCAUCAAAUUAUUGCACUAAGCUCACUCGGCUACCACGCUGUUGCCCCAGAUCUCCGUGGCUAUGGUGAUACCGAAGCUCCCACUGCUAUCAGUAGCUACUCUUGCAUGCAGAUCGUUGGUGACCUCGUUGCACUCAUUGACUCUCUUGGUGUAGAGCAGGUCUUUCUGGUUGCUCAUGAUUGGGGUGCCAUUAUUGGAUGGUACCUUUGCUUGUUUCGUCCCGAUAGAGUCAAAGCUUUUGUGUGCCUCAGCGUUCCGUUCAUGCCAAGAAAACCACAGAUGAAGCCUGUUGAGAGCAUGAGACUUUUCUUUGGAGAUGAUUACUAUAUUUGCAGAUUCCAGGAACCUGGAAAGAUCGAAGCAGAGAUAGCUCGUUAUGGAGCUUCAAAUGUGCUAAAGAAAAUCAUUUCGAGUCGAAAACCAGGUCCCCCUUGCAUGCCUAAAGAUAAUGCUUUUGGUAUCAAACCAGAUACCCCUAUUACCUUACCAUCUUGGUUCUCUGAAGAAGAUCUUAGUUAUUAUGCCAACAAAUUCAAUAAAAAAGGCUUCACUGGGGCUCUUAACUACUACAGAGCUUUUGAUUUAAACUGGGAGCAGACAGCACCAUGGACUAACACACAAGUGAAAGUACCUGUGAAGUUCAUUGUGGGGGAUCUUGACAGCGUUUAUACCACACCAGGGAUGAAGGAAUAUGUUAAUGGUGGAGAUUUCAAAAGAGAUGCGCCCAUGUUGGAAGAAGUUGUGAUAAUGAAGGGCGUUGGUCAUUUCAUCAACCAAGAAAGAGCUGAUGAAAUCAACUCACACAUUCAUGAUUUCAUCAAAAAUUUCUGAUCUGCUCUGUUUUAUCUCUACGCUCAAAGCUGCUUUGUUUCUCUUUUGAGUUUUAUUAAUGUGAUUUCUCAUGUUAGAUUCUAUGAACCAAGUUUGAACUUUAAGAAAUCAUAAAAAAGUGCUUGAAGAAUAAUUCAGACAAAGAAUUCCAUGUUUGAGUAAAAUAUAACAUUAAAACGCUUAAACAUGCUCCACUUCGUAGCAUAAGAAAGGUUCAUCCUCAAACAAGCUAUUAAACAAUCCAUGAAUAAGAUGCAAACAUAAGCAAGUAAACAACUGAAAGAGAAAACCUAAAUAACAAACAGGCCUCAAAAUCAAGUAGUGAAGUAAUAUUAAACUCUAAAUCCCUUGCUGUUCCUUCUUCCUCUAGCCCUCUCAUACUUCCUUCCCUUC
Gossypium arboreum is the source of this 1490-nucleotide messenger RNA. RefSeq lists its product as uncharacterized. Gene Ontology annotation, molecular function: epoxide hydrolase activity. The transcript has 3 exons. The record is from RefSeq and is a predicted model, not a curated record. The coding region runs from base 144 to 1097 and encodes 317 amino acids. NCBI's taxonomy places the organism in Eukaryota, Viridiplantae, Streptophyta, Magnoliopsida, Malvales, Malvaceae.